UGUGGGCCGGGUCAUGUGACUAUGGGGCCUGCACUCGCUGGCUAGCCGAGUGAGAGGCAAGAUGGCGGCGGAGGCGGCGGGCGCUGUGGAGCGGGGCCCUGGGAACUCGGCCUGAGCCCGUCCGUCCCCCCCGUCUCCUCGGUGCGAGGUAUCUGCGUCCCCCUUACGUCUCCCAAGCCGUUCCCUCCCAGCUGAAGGAUGAGGGGCCGCCGGGGCAGGCCGCCCAAAUGCCCUGUGUUGCCCGACUGCUCCCCGGGGCCCACCGCCGGCCUGAGGUCCCGCCUCCGGGGCAGUAGCAGGGGCCGCUGGGCACCAGAGAACCAAGGGACUCCCCGUAACAGCAAUAGGGUCAGCUCCCCGCCCUCCAGCACUUCCCCCCGGGGCCGGAGGCGCAGGAAGGCCGGCACAGGCCGUGGAAGGGGUCGGGGUCGGGGCGGCCCCAGAGCAGGAGCCCGGAGGAACCUGAACAAAGUGGUGUAUGAUGAUCAUGAGAGCGAAGAGGAGGAGGAUGGGGUGCUGGGGGGCCGCAGGGACAGUGAGGAGGAGGAGGCAGACGAGGAGCCGGAGGAGGAGGAGGAUAUGGAGGAUUCGGAUUAUCAGCAGGAGGAGCUGGAGGAGGAGGAGGAGGAGGAGGAUGAUGCGAGUUACUGUACCGAGAGCAGCUUCAGGAGCCACAGCACCUACAGCAGCACCCCGGGAAGGCGAAAACCUAGAAUUCAUCGCCCCCGCUCUCCAAUAUUUGAGGAGAAAGACAUCCCUCCUUUGGAAUUGCCCAAGUCCUCGGAAGACUUACUGUUGCCCGGCGAGCACUUACUGAAUGUGGUUGCCAUCUACGAGGUGCUGAGGAACUUUGGCACCGUGCUGCGCCUCUCUCCUUUCCGCUUUGAGGACUUCUGUGCCGCUCUCGUCAGUCAGGAACAAUGCACUCUAAUGGCAGAGACUCACGUGGCGCUUCUGAAAGCCGUUCUGCGGGAGGAGGACAUGUCCAACACCACGUUUGGGCCUGCGGAUCUGAAGGAUAGCGUGAAUUCCACGUUGUACAUCAUCGAUGGUAUGACGUGGCCGGAGGUGCUGCGAGUGUACUGCGAGAGCGACCGAGAGUACCACCACGUGCUUCCAUACCAGGAGGUAGAAGAGUACCCCUACGGACCAAUCGAAAGCAAAGUGCAGGUUCUUCUUUUUUUAGUAGAUCAGUUUCUUACAACCAACAUGGCCCGCGAGGAACUCAUGUCCGAGGGGGUGAUCCAGUACGACGAUCACUGUCGGGUUUGUCAUAAACUGGGCGACUUGCUUUGCUGUGAGACCUGCUCGGCCGUCUACCACUUGGAGUGCGUUAAGCCCCCUCUGCAGGAGGUCCCGGAAGACGAAUGGCAGUGUGAGGUGUGUGUGGCACAUAAGGUGCCUGGAGUGAACGACUGCGUGGCUGAAAUCCAAAAAACCAAGCCGUAUAUUAGGCACGAGCCUAUUGGCUAUGACAGGAACAGACGGAAAUACUGGUUUCUCAACAGGCGGCUCAUUAUAGAGGAAUACUCCGAGACUGACAAGAAGAUCUGGUACUAUAGCACCAAAGUCCAGCUGGCAGAAGUGAUGGAAUGUCUAGAUGGCAGUUACUGGGAAGCGGAUCUCAGUAAAACCCUGGAGGAGCUGCAGCAGGAGAUCUACAGGCACAUGGAUAUAACCGAGGAGCUGACUAACAAAGCUCGGGGAAACAACAGGUCCUACCUGUCUGUGGCCAAUGAGGAAAUCUUGGAGAGAACGAAGGCCAGGCAGAGUUUGUUGGAGGAAAAGAAACCUUCCGAAGAAAAUGGUGCCGGGGCGAUUGUGAAGGGUAAAGAGGAGGGAAAAGCAGAGACAGAAGAGACAGAGGCGAUGGGCCCAGCAGAGCCCAUUGAUGGAGACAAAACUGCUGGAAAGGAAUCUAUAGAGCCAGGUUCCAACUCGGCUGAAGCUGCUGCUUCUCCUGCAAAGGCGCCACCUCCAGGGGCAUCAGAAGACUGCAGCAAGGUGGCAGAAGCUGAGAAGGGCACAGAUAAGUCUUCCUCUGCUGCUCAGCCAGAUAAAUUAUCUUCCCUUUUGUAUGAAGCCAAUCUGCCUGAUGCAGUCUCCAGUCCAAACAUUCCUCCAGCCUUUCAAGCUUGCAGAGAAGAUGGCAGCAGCGGUACAACCCCCCAGGAUUCACCCUGCACCAAGAACGAGCCCAGGAAACAGAGUGACAGCAGUGAGAGCGCUGAGGGCAGACAGAGCCCUGCUUCCAUCAAUCCUGAUGAAACAGCACCAACAGACGUAAAAUCGGAGAAGAUCAGCUUUGAGUACAGUGAUUGUUUGGGCGCAGGGAAAGGAUCCUCUCGCAUGGUGACCAGACUAAGGAACCCAGACAGCAAGUUAAGUCUGCUGAAGAACCAUCAGGUGUCAUCUGCAAUCCAUGAAGCAAAUAAGAUUUUUAAGGAAGGCAGAGAGGUUCUGGUGGUUAAUUCUCAAGGUGAAAUCUCCCGUCUCAGUACCAGGAAGGAAUUGAUCAUGAGGGGCACCCUGAGUCAUUAUUUUAAACUGGGCCAGGAGGGCAAAUACCGUGUGUAUCACAACCAGUACACCACCAAUUCUUUUGCACUGAAUAAACACCAGCACAGAGAAGACCAUGACAAAAGAAGGCACUUGUCGCACAAGUUCUGCAUGUCACCCCUGGGCGAGUUUAAAUGGAAUGGAUCCGUGCAUGGAUCCAAGGUACUGACAGUCUCCACAUUGAGAUUGACCAUAGUACAGCUCGAAAAUAAUAUCCCAGCGUCCUUCCUUCACCCCAACUGGGCCUCGCACAGGUCAAAUUGGAUAAAAGCAGUUCAGAUGUGUAGCAAACCCCGAGAGUUUGCGCUUGCCAUAGCAAUCCUGGAGUGCGCCAUCAAACCUGUUGUCAUACUACCAAUAUGGAGGGAUUGUUUAGGCCACACAAGGUUACGUAGAAUGACCUCGCUGGAGAGGGAAGAAAAGGACAAGGUCAAGAAAAAGGAGAGAAAGCAAGAGGAGGAGGAGAGUAUGCAACAAGCCACGUGGGUGAAGUAUUCAUUCCCCGUGAAACACCAGGUUUGGAAACAAAAAGGAGAGGAGUAUAGAGUCACUGGCUAUGGAGGUUGGUGCUGGGUCAGUAAAACACACGUAUCUAGGUCUGUUCCUCGCUUUCCUGGAAACACAAAUGUCUCCUAUAGGAAACACCUUGUUAAGGGAGGAGAGAACGCUGAAAGUCUGCCAUCAUUAGACAAAAGGAACAGCUUGGAAAAGGUUAAAUUAGAAGACAACUUAAAGCCUGAGGAGUCUGACAAUGGUCUAAUAGAAAAUUCCAAAGCUAUACCCGAUUCAGUGAAUGUAAAGGACCAAAUGAAAAAAGAGGAGAGUGAAAAAGACGAGAAGAUGGAAGUUCAUGCAGAGAAAGUUCCCAUAGGUGACAAAGAUCAAAAAGACCUGCCCUGUGAAAGCAAUAAUACAAUUAAGGAAGAAGCAAUGGAAGUUGACAAAGUCAAAUCUGAAUCUUGUAGGAAAGAGACUUUUCCAGAUGCAGAUUUAAUCAACAUUAGUGAGGGCUUCCAGGCCAGAACAUGGUAUAAAAAGAAGGUAAAAACAUCCCGGCUAGAUGGGCUACUUGAAAGACGCGUCAAGCAGUUCACACUGGAAGAAAAACAGCGCAUAGAGAAAUUAAAACUGGAGCAUGCUGCCAAAAAUGGCACAAGUAUCUCAUCCUCUCAGCCACAAAGCAUUUCCAGUAGCAGCAACUUAAUCAGCAGCCAAGCUAACAAAGUAUCGGCUAUUCAUGGGGGUAGCUUAGACAAGACUGAAAUUCCAAAACCUAAUGAGAACUGUACUGGUACUGGUGGUGCUAAACCCAACACACUGCCCUCAGGUAUGCUCCCUCUAACUGAGGCCACAAAAAACCAUUCCUUAUCUGUUCCUAGCCUGGAGAGCCAGCAACAAACAGAGAGUAUUGGCUACAACCAAGCUAAUGUAAUUCAGAGGGAAGGAAAGGAGAGAUGCUCAGAAGCUCUAGGGCCAACACAGGCAGCUGCAUUGAAUUCUGCGCAGUCAGAUAAUCCCAGGCAAACAGGGGACUGCCAUUCUCCUCUAACUGCUUCAGAAGGUAAAGGAUCAAAUAAAGACAUUUCUGCAAGUUUCUCAGUGGGAAUUGAUGCCAGAACUAGUAGUGUCCAGCCUUCUCCUGUGGUUCUUGCAGGAGAUCUAGACUGUCCUGAAAGCUGUUUGGCCAGUAAAGAAGCAGCUGAAACCCAUUGUCAGACAGUGGAGCAUUUAACUGAAAAGCCCAAAUCCCUCUCUGGGGGGGAGGAGAAGGACUGCAGUAUAGCAGAAAGGAAAGCGGUUAAGGGAAGCAGCUCGUCCGAUGACUGGAGUAGCAAGGAUGAAAGGAUCAAAAGCCAACUUGCAAAAUCUGAGCCUUUAGCAGAAAAAAUAAAUUGCUCGAAAUCUGCAGCCAACAAGUCACUGUGUGAUGGUUUAUUAGAUUCCCCAAACCCCACAGCUAAUGGGAAAGAUGAAAAACUGGGUAGGGAUGCUAACUCUCUGGAACAUACCGGUGACAAACACUGCAAUAAGUGGGACAAACAUGUAAAGCAGAGAAAUGGCACAGAGGACAUGGCAGCAUCUCAGGUCAAUGGGAAAGAUGAGGAUUCUAAUGAGGGCUUAGCCAGUGAUAUAAAGGCUGAGAUGAGGAAUGCUCGGCCCAUUGAGCCAAAGGCAAACAACAUCUCAAAAAUUGUCUCUGAACAUGAUAUUAAAUCAAAGGAACCCACCGACAAACCUCUCAUGAAUGGGGACAUUAGCACUGAGGGUGCACAAGAGAAACACUCUAGGUUCUUUGAUGGGGAGUUAAAAGAAAUGUUGAAUGUGGGCGACGGAAAGUUGGCAUCUCAUUCAGAAAAGUUUGUGUCUGAGGAAAAAUGUCUUGAUUUUACGGGAAAAAUCUCUCCGUCCUCAAGCACAAGAGACAGUUUGCCUGUUGCCACGGAAGCCAUGGACACCGACGAGGUGCAGAAAAGAAACCUUUCUUCCCUCACAUCGGGGGAAGAUUCUAGUGUGAGCAGUGAUUUUGCUGAGCAUAAUGGUGUGCACACCGACGCCAGCGGGAAGACCCAAAUUACAACUGUCGUCACCCAAGUUACCACAAUGUCAACCACGUCCGUAUCUAAAACAAUUGUUGAAGUGUCUUGUCAGUCUUCUAACCGUGCAGAGACCACUGUCGUUUCAUCCACAGAGAACACUUCUAUUUCCAGCAUCACCAAAACCACUACCGUGACAAAGGCCACUGUCCCCGACCCAAGCACGGAUACUGAAGCGGUGUCUGUAAAGGAGCACAGUAAAGCCACAGUGACCACAACUGUUAAAGAUUCACUGACCACUGCUGCUGGCACCAUUCUGUCCUCUGUAACCGUCAGCAAAGAAUAUUCCACUAAAGACAAAGUUAAACUCAUUAAAUUCACCCGGCCAAAAAAGAUGCGCUCAGGGACCGCUCUCCCAUCUUACAGAAAGUUCGUUACCAAGAGUAACAAAAAGAGCAUCUUUGUCCUGCCGAACGACGAACUGAAAAGGCUCUGUCGCAAGGGAGGUAUACGGGAGGUUCCUGGCUUCAAUUAUAAUGCCAAGCCUGUGCAAGAUAUUUGGCCCUAUCCCUCACCCAGACCUACCUUUGGAAUUACAUGGAGGUAUCGUCUUCAAACAGUGAAGUCAUUGGCUGGUGUGAGUCUCAUGCUGCGCUUGCUGUGGGCAAGUUUACGAUGGGAUGACAUGGCAGCUAAGCCCCCUCCAGGUGGGGGGAUAACAAAGACAGAAACCUCUGAAAGUGAGAUUACAACUACUGAGAUCAUCAAGAGGAGAGAUGUUGGUCCAUAUGGGAUACGAUCAGAAUAUUGCAUUAGGAAGAUCAUUUGUCCUUUGGGCAUUCCAGAGGCACCAAAAGAAUCACCUAUUCCCCAGAGGAAGGGGCUUCGAUCAAGUGCCUUGAGGCCCAAGAGACCAGUAAUCCCCAAGCAGACAGGUCCUAUCAUUCUAGAGACUUGGGUCCCCGAGGAGGAACUGGAGAUAUGGGAGAUUAAAUGCUUUUCAGAAAGGGUGGAGAAAGAAAAGGUCCAGGCUGUGGAGCAGCAGUCUAAGGUUAGUGAUCAGAAGAAGUCAGAGGAGAUGAAGGCCCAAGUGGAGGCUCAACUAAAGCAACAGCGCUUGACCGCUCAGCAGAAACGCCUGGAGCAGCAGAAACAGCAGCCUUGUGUGAGCAAUAUCUCCUCCAGCAGCCCUGCUACUCCCCUCUCCACUCCCCACAAAGUGAUGGUGGGCUCCGUCACCCCCGGAACCAAAGUUGUUCUUGCAACAAAGGUCGGCUCUCCAGCAACCGUAACAUUCCAGCAGAACAAGAACUUUCACCAGACGUUUGCAACUUGGGUUAAGCAAGGCCAGACCACUACAGCUUCCAGCACAACUGUUACGUCCAGUCCUACCAUCACCACAUCGGGCCAGAACUACCAGAUUACAGGCAGCCCAGUUACUAUGGCUGGCAAAGUCAUCACAAAGCUUCCUCUGCCAGUGAAUAGUAAGCUAGUUGCAGUGAAUGUGCCAGCAACCCAAGGAGUAGUUCAGGUGCAGCCGAAAGUAUUGGGACUCAUUCCUACGAAUGCAGGAGGGCAGCAGACUUACAGCACCUUCCAGCCUCGGACGGCAACUGUUGCUAUUCGGCAGAGCUCACCAGGAACUACUUGUGCUACAACCACCAGCCAGCAGGUAAUAACUGCAGGGGCCCAGAUAAGACCAGGGGUGGCAGUUAUAAGGACCCCCAUACAGCAAUCUGCAAUGGGAAAGAACUUUAUACGGGCACCGCUUGUUGUACAGCAGGGGAUCCUUCCAUCAGGGCAGCCUCAGCAGGUUGUAACUCAAUUUGUAAGAGGCCAGCCUGUCUCCACCACGGUGGCCGCUGGCACUACUGUUUCUAGUGGGGCACAGAAGGUUGGCACACCCAUACAGCAGCCUCAGCCACAGGCCACCACCCCUCAAGCUGCCAAACCCCAGCAAGGACAAGUAAAGCUGACAAUGGCACAGCUAACGCAGCUUACCCAGGGCCAGGGUGGUGGGCAGAGCCUCACUGUUGUUGUUCAGGGACAGGGACAGACUACUGGCCAAUUGCAGUUGAUUCCUCCGGGGAUGACAAUCAUUCCAACCCCAGGGCAGCAGCUGAUGCAGGCAGCCAUGCCAAACGGCACCAUCCAGCGGUUCCUCUUCACUCCAUUACCUGCCGUGUCCUCGGCAACCAGCACAACCCAGAUAUCGACCCCCUCCGCUUUCUCAGAAGCCUCUGGGCAGAAACCUUCCCCCCAGAAUCUGGUGCAGAACAGCCAACCUCCACCUCCUCCAUUGGCCCCUUCCAAGGCACCAUGCCCACCACUGACCUCUGACCAAGAAAGGUCUGCCCUGGAUCCCUCUGAAGCAGCAGUCACCAAGGCUCAGAUCCCAACAUCCUCUCCAGCUCAAGUGUCGGUGCUGGCUCCGGCCUUGACCCAUCCUAGCCCGGCAUCUCAGUCUGGGCCACAGCCUCCUCUCACCCCUCAGCCCCUGUCCCAGCUGCCGCCUGAUACACUGCUACCUUUGGAACAGCCACACACACUUUCAGCAGCUGAGGCCUCGCAGCCCAAGGAAGCUCAGCCAACCAUCUCUGGCCAGCCUGAAACCAAAUCUUCCUGUCAGGCAUCCGUAUCACAGGCUCUUCCACAAGUCGCACCCCAGUCACCAAUUCAGAGCCGGCCUCAGACCCAGACUGCGCCGCUGGUACAGGGCCAGGUUCCACAAACUGUCCAUAUGACACUGCCAGCUUCCUUCAAAAUCCAGUCACCAGUACAACAGCUGCAAGCAUCAGGCCCAGCGCAGAGCCACAUGCAGACAAUUGCGACUGGGCAGUCCCCUUCCCGAGCACAGUUGCACAUUCAGCCGCCCCACACCCAGGUAAUAACUGUCCCUCAGCUCCAGCAGCAGGUGCAGGUCUUUUCCCAUUUGCAGUCCCAUGUGGUAGCCCAGAUACAGGCACAACCAGGAGGGAUCCCCCAGCAAAUCAAACUGCAGCUGCCUUUCCAAAUCCAGCAGGCCGCUGCUGUUCAGGCGCAUCAGAUCCAGAAUGUCGUUGCCGUUCAGGCAGCUAGUGUGCAGGAGCAGCUGCAGAGGAUGCAACAACUCAAAGAGCAAAAGAAAAAGCAGCAAGACGUGAAACGAGAGCAGAGCCUUCAUUCCUCCAGCCAGAGCGAUAUCAUCCAGAAACAGGUUGUAAUGAAGCAGAACGCUGCUAUAGAGCACUUGAAACAGAAGAAGACGCUGUCCCCUCUGGAACGGGAAGAGAAUCAGAGGAUGAUUGUGUGCAACCAAGUGAUGAAGUACAUCUUGGAUAAAAUUGACAAGGAGGAAAAACAAGCGGCGAAGAAGCGGAAGCGCGAGGAGAGUGUGGAGCAGAAGCGGUGCAAGCAGAAUGCCAGCAAGCUCUCCGCCCUGCUGUUCAAGCACAAGGAGCAGCUCAAGGCAGAGAUUCUAAAGAAGCGGGCACUGCUGGACAAGGACUUACAGAUAGAGGUGCAGGAAGAGCUAAAGAAAGACCGUAGCAAAAUACAAAAGGAAAAGGAGAGAGCUGAAGCCGCUGCUGCCGCCGCAGUGGCACCCAUGCCGACAACGCCACCACUGUCCUCUCCCCCCCCACCACAGAGCACACAGGGUGCAAACUCUCCAGCGGCCAUCUCACCCCCUGCAUCUACCCACAAAAGGAAAAGAGACGAGGAUAAAGAGCCUGUCCCUUCUAAGUCCAAGAAGAAGAAAAUGAUUUCCACUACCUCAAAGGAAUCUAAAAAAGACAACAAGAUUUACUGCAUCUGCAAGACUCCGUACGAUGAGUCCAAGUUCUAUAUUGGCUGUGAGCUAUGUGGUAACUGGUUUCAUGGAGAAUGUGUUGGGAUCACAGAGAAAGAAGCAAAGAAAGUGGAUGUGUACAUCUGUAAUGAUUGUAAGCGGCCACAAGAGGGCAACAGUGAGGAGUUGUAUUGUAUCUGCAGAACGCCUUAUGAUGAUACACAGUUCUAUAUUGGCUGUGACCGCUGCCAGAACUGGUUUCACGGGCGAUGUGUUGGCAUUCUGCAAAGCGAAGCCGACUACAUUGAUGAAUAUGUCUGCCCGCAAUGCCAGUCCACUGAGGACGCCAUGACGGUGCUCAGUCCCCUCACAGACAAAGACUAUGAGGGACUGAAGCGCGUUCUGCGAUCGUUACAGUCUCACAAGAUGGCCUGGCCUUUCCAAGAGCCUGUGGAUCCUGUAGAUGCGCCAGAUUAUUAUGGAGUUAUUAAAGAGCCAAUGGAUCUCUCUACCAUAGAAGAGCGGAUAAAGACCCGAUUCUACAAGAAGCUGACAGAGUUUGUAGCUGACAUGACCAAAAUAUUUGAUAAUUGUCGUUACUACAAUCCCAGCGAUUCCUUUUUCUAUCAGAGCGCGGAGGUUCUGGAAUCCUUCUUUGUUCAGAAGUUGAAGGCUUUUAAGGCAAGCAGAUUGUGAUACUUUUUGUCUGAUCAUUUUAACUGGAAUUGCGCCCUGGAUGUUGUCUCUCCAUGGUUGUGUUUUGGGGUUAUUUGUCUGUCUUCUUGGCAUUGUUUAAAAAAAACAAUACAAGUCUCCCCCACUCUCUCUCAGCACCAUCUGUCUCGCCAUGUUAAGCUCCACCCAUUGGCGCCGAUUGUCAUCCUAUAAGCUAAAGCCGUUCCCUGUGGCAGUACUGUAGUAAGGACAUGUGGCCAAGUGCCUGAAAUUGUAUUUUAUUGUACAAAAGUGGUGUUGCUCCUGAGUGGUGUAUAACCCAGCACAACAGCUCCCUGGCCACCAGUGUACAGUGCAGAAACCAGUGUAAAAUAUUAUAUAUUUUUGUACAUAUAAUGUAUCGUUUAUUUGCAACCGUAUCAAUUGUGGAAAUUCCUUUAGAUGAUCACUAAGACUUUUUCUUUUCCCCUUAAUGUUUUGCCUGUCACCCCAUAUGAGCAGAUAUAAACGGUGUUGGCUUAACUGUCCACAUUGGCGUGCCGGGGGACCCCUUUGGGCACAGCCGGGAGACCCCUUUGGGCACAGCCGGGAGACCCCUUUGGGCACAGCCGGGGGACCCCUUUGGGCACAGCCGGGGGACCCCUUUGGGCACAGCCGGGGGACCCCUUUGGGCACAGCCGGGGGACCCCUUUGGGCACAGCCGGGAGACCCCUUUGGGCACAGCCGGGGGACCCCUUUGGGCACAGCCGGGGGACCCCUUUGGGCACAGCCGGGGGACCCCUUUGGGCACAGCCGGGAGACCCCUUUGGGCACAGCCGGGAGACCCCUUUGGGCACAGCCGGGAGACCCCUUUGGGCACAGCCGGUGGCUCGUUUAUGGCUUCCAAUCUCUGGGCUCUUGCAGUGCCCUCUCAGCUGGUUUUAGCCCCCACAUGUAGCUGAUAGAUGUAGGGCCAUGCUGCUGGGUUUGUGGGGUUAACUCCCUUAUUUUGUGUGUUACGCAGGUCUCACAGCAAGAAGCUGCAGUCUCCAUCUUAAUAGCAUAAAAGGUAGAACCCCUCCCGUCAGUGCCACGCAGCUGGAAUAUUGCUGGGCGUUUUUACUCACUAGGUCCUGUGAUGCUAUAGGAUUCUUAAUUUGUCCAAAGGACAAAGCAGAGAAAAGUUGGGGUGGGGGGGGAAUGUUUUUCUAGCCCUCGUUUUUGUCCUCAAGACAAAAUAAAAAAAAAAGGAAUAAGAAUUUGAAUAAAGAAGAAAAGCGCAAUCAAAGCGAUGGAGUCGGGAGCUCCAUGGAAAUGCCACGUCUGUUCUUCAGUGAAGAAGCUGGUUUAAAGUCCACAUUGAUACCUUCUGACUGUGUUUAUUUAUUGUUGAAAAGAGACACUUUUUUAUUGCUGCCCUUGUUUGUCAACUAAUUAUUUUUUCUUAUUAAAACAAAAGAAAAUUAAGACAAAACAAAAAAAAAAAAAACCAAGAAUUUGCCAUUGGCCAAGCCUCAUCCAGUUGCAGAUUUGUCCCGCCUUUUCCCAUGAUUCCUGUUAGUAAUGUACAAGACCUGUCUUUUCUUUCUAUGAAAGGAGCUGCUAUCUGUACAAAGGGGCACCCCCAAAACUGCCCAGUUGGCUCAGUGGGUUCAGAGUAAAGUUCAUUUAGAAUCAACCCAUGAUCUGGGGACUAGAGACUUGCGCAGGGAGGAGUCUGCCCGUCCCGCCGGAACAGAAGAGUCUAUUUGAAGGUAUCUUGUUUGUAAACAUUUGUCAGAUUAAACUUUUUUCCUUUUGUAUUAAAACUCAGAAUAUGUAUGUAUAUGAAACAAAAUAAAUGGAGAUAACGGACGCUCCCUAGAAACAUUGCAAUACA
Messenger RNA from Xenopus tropicalis (tropical clawed frog), 11395 nucleotides. It is a transcript of the gene bptf, whose product is annotated as bromodomain PHD finger transcription factor. Bases 199 to 9558 code for a protein of 3119 amino acids. Gene Ontology annotation, molecular function: DNA binding; zinc ion binding. Gene Ontology annotation, biological process: positive regulation of transcription by RNA polymerase II; regulation of transcription by RNA polymerase II; chromatin remodeling. The record is from RefSeq and is a predicted model, not a curated record. Gene Ontology annotation, cellular component: NURF complex; nucleus. Lineage: Eukaryota; Metazoa; Chordata; Amphibia; Anura; Pipidae. The transcript has 32 exons.